UUUAAUUGCCAUGUAUCAUCACAGUAACAGCCUACAUACAUUAGCAGCUCAUAAAAACAUUACAAAAUGGUUUGGUGCCGACCUGUGUGCAACCUGUGUCUCACGCGCCACUCGUGAUGAACACUUGUCUCCGCCUCUCACAAUAAACGGUGGGGGGCGUUUCAGUCAGCUGCACCAACUCCCUGAAGCUAAACACACACGUCUCUGCUGUGUAUUAGCUGUCACCGCAAAACAACAUGUCGGGAUUUAAACUUCUACGGACACCUCCGGGGAGUCUGGUCGUGUUUGUCUGCCUGCUGAUGUCGGUUGUGGAAAAUCUCCAUAAGGGGCCAGGUGUCAAAGUGUUGGUGAAAGAACACGAUGAUGCCAUUUUACCCUGUUCCCUCAGCACCAGGGAGAACCUCGAAGGAAUACUCUUUGACUGGAGGAAAAAUGGUCAGAAAAAUGGUCAGAAGAAGGAGGUGUUCCUGUAUGAUGCAGGUGAUCAUUACAAUAACGGACAUCAAGGUCAAGAUGAGCAGUUCAAAGGUCGAGUCUCACAUUUUCAAGAUCAACUGAUGAAUGGCAACGCCUCCAUAAAGAUCCAGAAUAUGACGAUGGCCGACAGCGGGAACUACAGCUGUGAUUUUCCACAUCUUCAGCCGAGUCAAACAUUCAACAUUGAGCUCGUUGUUGAGCUUACCUUAAAAGACCGAUCAGGAGAAAUCCCUGGUACAUGCCCAGAGCCAUACAUCAAAACACUUAAUGACAUGAAGGAUGGGCUGCUGCUGCAGUGUGAGGUUCGAGGAGCUUCUCCGAAACCAAAGGUCCAGUGGCAGGACAGCGCUGGAAACAUCCUGCCGUCUGAGGGAAAGUGCUCAGAGAGAGGAGGCCUUUACUACGUUACCCGCUGGACAGCUGUAACCAAGACUGACCAAUACCGCUGUGUGGUCACUCAGGAGGAAAUCGGCCAUCAGAUUGAUGCUGAGACCUUCGUGCCUUUCUGUGAGAAGCCCUGUGAGGACUGCUCCGCCAAGAAUCUCAUUGGAGGGUUUUAUGGAUUCAUUAUAGGAGUUGUAGUUCUUGCUGUAGCUAAGGCUCUGCUUGUAGCUACAAAGCACUUCAGAGCUAAUUAAGAUUUGAACCCUUCUGUCGAUAUACAUGAGGCCUCUGGUUCUAAAACUGAGUGAUUAAAUCAAAAGAAAGUCUCUUUUGGAUGUAAAUUAAUGCCUUUUAAUCCAAAUUAUCAUUUAAUAAACGAUACUUUGCAUCAACCCUCAAACUGAAUUAAAGCCAGCUGGCUGCAGAACAAUUAAAAAAAUAAAAUGCACUCAGCUAGUUUUCCAAAUCUGUCAGUUUAAUACUUCUAGUGUGUCGUUGGCCUGAAUAUCUCAGGCUGUGACGUUUUCCAGAAACAGUUCAAGGCUCUUUGAAAUAAAGCUGAUAUGAGCAGGUGUUCUCUGUAAGAGAGACAUGAGGAGAUUAGGUGUUAGCUUAGCUUAGCAUAAAGACUGGAAGCCGGAGCAAACACUCAGUGAAAAGCACAAAAACUAAAAAUAAACUCUCAGUUUGGACUUUGUUGUGAAGAGCUGUGAAGUGAAUUACCAACCAAUAUUUGUCUCCAUAGACUGAUGACAAUGGAUUUUUAUUUUAUUUGCAAAAAGCAAAUUUAAGGUUCUUUAAGGUUCUGAUCCUGGAGCUGUCGGGUCUGUUUUAGAACACUCUCUCUCUUUUCUCUGGUCCUCUUUCUCCUCCAUUCACAGUGCAAACAACUUGACUAAAUACGGUAAAUAAACAUUUUUAUUUUAUUUUUUAAAUGCUGUAAAUGGUAGUAUUAAUUGUUGAAUGGCAGCAUUAGAAGUUUGAACACACGGUCACUGGAUGAGCUUGUUGGUAGAAUACGCAGCACCGCUCCUGGCGGUCGUCGACAGUGAGGUGUCUCUGCAGGUAAUGCUGCUUUGUCACUCAUUGCCCGCCUGUCUUCACCUUUAGUUAUUCUCUUGUGAACUGACCCAACCCUGCCCAACCCCGGGGGUCUGUUGAUGGGUCCUGCAGGUUUUGGUUCAGCUCAUUUGGAAUUUCUCUCUGGCUGCACAAGUGCUUCCAGAUUAAAACUCUAUGGACAAAUAGCUCAAGGCAAGAACGUUCCUUCAUGGUAUAAAAAAAAUAAAAACAAACACACACAUGAAGAUUAACUGCAGCAUUUGAAUGGCAUUUUUUUUUUUAAUUGACUUUGGGUUCCCCGGUAGCUCAGUUGGUAGAUCAUGUGUUUCACUUUUAGAGGCGCUGUGGAGGGUGUGAUUAGUUCAUCACAGCUGAUCACAUCGGUUUGAUCACAUUUAACAUAGUGAUCAAAUUGGCCAGAUGUCUUUUAAUUAAAGGGAUAGGAGACAGACAGGAAUCACUACUUAAGGUCCGGAGGUCAAAGGGCUCUAUUUUCUUCCUCACCAUGAAAAUCCAAAAAGUUGACAUCAUAUAAUAUGUAUGUUUCUUUGUUUUCUACAGGUCCUCGUCAUCUGGGAGCUGAUUAUAAUCCAGCUGCAGAGUCCAAUUCACUUGAUUGAUUCCUUUAUCUGUCGUAAAGGUGUGUGAAUAUACAGUAUAUUCAUGUGCAUUCUCAGUGAAAUAUGCAUUCUACAACCUUAUGGUGGAUCUUUGUGGAACUUCAUCAGUUGUUGAUCAGACUUACAGAGUGGAUUUGACAAACAGAUGAGAUGUUUUCUUACUCUGUAAGGCAGCUCAACUACGUUAAAUAUGUACAGAUUCCUAAAUGAUAACAAGACUGAAGGUUCACAAAGAUCUCAUAGGGCGUUACAAACGUUAUAUUACCUAAAAACCAAAGAUGGAGCUACACAACAGUAUACUCUGUGAUAAAUAAUGAGUUUACAAAUUUAAAAAGGGACCUGAUGAAACUUAAGUGACUUACAAGCAGUAUUUUAUGGGAUCAUAUCGUUCAUAGCAAUACUCAGGUGACCUGUCAAACAGAUUCAUGGUGCUGAGACUCUUUUUUUAAAUUAUAGUUUGAUCAUGUGCCUUAAAUGCCAAAACUUAGAUACACUAACUCAAUGUCAGUCGAGGGAAGCUUCAGAAAUAAAGCAAUAAUGGUCGAUACCCUGAAUGCUGAGCAUUAACAGUGUGAAUAAACUGGUUGGAAGAGA
Acanthopagrus latus (yellowfin seabream) is the source of this 3137-nucleotide messenger RNA. RefSeq names its product butyrophilin-like protein 1. The transcript has 6 exons. NCBI's taxonomy places the organism in Eukaryota, Metazoa, Chordata, Actinopteri, Spariformes, Sparidae. Bases 237 to 1115 code for a protein of 292 amino acids. The record is from RefSeq and is a predicted model, not a curated record.